AUCUAGUAUGAGGGAGAAGGGAAUACAGGAAAUUAGUUUAAAGAGUAUAUUGAGUUGAACGUCAUUAGAUACAGUCUCAAAUAUUUUGUAAUAUUUUUUAAGAGAAACGUGGCUGGCAGGUAGAAUUUAGUUUCUUCCUGGCCCACUGUCCAAUACAGUAGGUGGCGGUAAUGCACCAUAACGUUGGAUGCCAACGCCCGACAAAGCCUAGCGAAGGAGAAAAAGAAGAUGGCAGACGUUACCGAGGUGGAUGCAGAGAAACUCAGCAAAAAUGAGCUGAAGAGGCGAAUGAAAGCUGAGAAGAAGGCAUCUGAGAAGGAAGCCAAAGUCAAAGAGCAGGUUGAGCAGAAGGAGACCAAUGACCAGGCAGUUCAGAAUGCAUACGGGGCAGAUGAGGAGACCCUGGACCCUAACCAAUACUUUAAGAUCCGCACUCAAGCCAUCCAGGCUCUGAAGGGCACAGCAGAGGACCCAUACCCUCACAAGUACAAUGUAGAUCUGUCGCUCACAGAUUUCAUUGAGAAAUACAACCACCUACAGCCUGGAGACCAGCUAACAGACAUUGUCCUCAAUGUGUCAGGUCGUGUCCAUGCCAAGAGAGAGUCCGGGGCCAAGUUAAUCUUCUAUGACUUGCGAGGGGAAGGCGUCAAGCUGCAAGUUAUGGCAACCAACAGGAGCUACAAGUCUGAAGGGGAGUUUGUGCGCAUCAACAACAAGCUGCGGCGUGGUGACAUCAUUGGUGUUCGUGGUAACCCAGGGAAGACCAAAAAGGGCGAGCUGAGCAUCAUUCCCAUAGAGAUGACCCUGCUUUCACCUUGCUUGCACAUGCUGCCCCACCUGCACUUUGGUCUCAAGGACAAGGAAACACGAUUCCGCCAGCGAUACCUGGAUCUGAUUCUCAAUGACUAUGUGAGGCAGAAGUUUGUAACACGUGCCAAGAUCAUCACUUACCUCCGCAGCUUCCUGGAUGAGCUGGGAUUCCUGGAGAUUGAGACGCCCAUGAUGAACCUGAUUCCUGGUGGGGCCGUGGCCAAACCCUUUGUGACCUACCAUAACGACCUAGACAUGAACCUUUACAUGAGGAUCGCUCCUGAGCUCUACCACAAGAUGCUUGUGGUUGGGGGGAUUGACAGAGUGUAUGAGAUUGGACGGCAGUUCAGAAACGAAGGCAUUGACCUCACCCACAAUCCAGAGUUCACCACCUGCGAAUUCUAUAUGGCCUAUGCAGAUUACCAUGACUUGAUGGAUAUCACAGAGAAGCUUCUCUCGGGGAUGGUCAAGCACAUCACUGGAGGGUACAAAGUGAAGUAUCAUCCAGAGGGUCCAGAGGGCCCGACCUAUGAGAUCGACUUCACUCCUCCCUUCAGGAGGGUCAGCAUGACACACGACCUGGAGAAGGAGAUGGGCGUCAAGUUCCCAGCUGCUGACACCUACGACAGUGACGGGACCCGUAAAUUCUUUGAUGAACUGUGUGCCCAGAAAGGAGUGGAGUGCCCUCCUCCUAGAACCACUGCCCGCCUCCUUGACAAGUUGGUGGGAGACUUCCUGGAAGUCACGUGUAUCAACCCCACGUUCAUCUGUGACCACCCACAGAUCAUGAGCCCCCUGGCCAAGUGGCACCGGUCAGAGAAAGGCCUGACGGAGCGUUUUGAGCUGUUUGUAUUGAAGAAGGAGAUCUGUAAUGCCUACACUGAGUUGAACGACCCUAUCAGACAGAGGGAGCUCUUUGAGCAACAGGCUAAGGCCAAGGCAGAGGGUGAUGACGAGAGCAUGUCCGUUGAUGAGACUUUCUGCACGGCACUAGAGUAUGGCCUGCCACCAACUGCUGGCUGGGGCAUGGGCAUUGACCGCCUUACCAUGUUCCUCACAGACUCCAACAACAUCAAGGAGGUGCUGUUCUUCCCUGCCAUGAAGCCUGAUGACAACAAGACAGCCCCUCUCACAGAGGGCACCUCUGUGUAGUAUUGUGACCUCGCCUGCUGGCAGAUCUCUGCAGGGGUUGGCAUGGUGAUGAAGCCUGGGGAAAUAAUCAGAUUGGUCUGUUGGUCUCACUAUGUGUCCCAGUGGCAUUGACUGUUUUCCAUUUUAUCAUAUGGUUUGAAUCUUGCCAUCUGCAUUAUUAAGGGAAAUAAGUUACUUAAAUAAUUUUUCCUCCAUUACAAUAGUGUGCUCUUAUUACCUUGCUCUUUGUCUCUUUUCUGUCUUCCCACAUUAGUGUGGUGGACAUCCAAGCCCAAUGUAAUGUCAGUGAAUGAGGGUUUCUGGACAUGUUUGUUGUGUUAUUGUAUUCUAUACAGUCCAACUACAAACAAAAAAACAUUGUUCACCCACACAACUCCCAUUGGAACAAAAAUAAAAUUUGACAAAAAUGUGA
Molecule: messenger RNA, 2374 nt
Organism: Salmo salar (Atlantic salmon)
Lineage: Eukaryota; Metazoa; Chordata; Actinopteri; Salmoniformes; Salmonidae
Gene: kars1
Product: lysyl-tRNA synthetase 1
Biological process (GO): diadenosine tetraphosphate biosynthetic process; lysyl-tRNA aminoacylation; basophil activation involved in immune response
Cellular component (GO): mitochondrion; aminoacyl-tRNA synthetase multienzyme complex; cytosol
Molecular function (GO): ATP binding; ATP:ADP adenylyltransferase activity; tRNA binding
Source: RefSeq, a predicted model, not a curated record